Dioscorea cayenensis subsp. rotundata (Guinea yam) is the source of this 2018-nucleotide messenger RNA. Its product is annotated as ACT domain-containing protein ACR8-like. The coding region runs from base 133 to 1458 and encodes 441 amino acids. NCBI's taxonomy places the organism in Eukaryota, Viridiplantae, Streptophyta, Magnoliopsida, Dioscoreales, Dioscoreaceae. The transcript is spliced from 4 exons. The record is from RefSeq and is a predicted model, not a curated record.
ACUAAGGAUCGGGACCUUGGUUUCUCUGUACUUGUUUCACUGUUUCUCUCCUCGUCGGCGACGCCUGCCUGGAGAUAUUUAAGGGAGUGGAGGGCUUGUGCUUUGAGGUCUCAUCGCUGGCCGGAGAAGGAAAUGGAGUGGUCUUUGGAUGAAUACGAGAAGCUUGUCAUCCGGAUGAACACCCCCAGAGUUGUGAUUGAUAAUGCUGUGUGCCCGGCGGCGACGGUGGUGAAGGUUGAUAGUGCGCGGAAGGAUGGGGUGCUUCUUGAGGCGAUUCAGGCGCUCAUGGAUCUCAAUCUGUCUAUCAGGAAGGCGUAUAUGUCCUCUGAUGGUCGCUGGUUUAUGGACGUCUUCCAUGUCACUGAUCGGUUUGGCCGCAAGCUCGAUGGCCGUGUUAUACCUUACAUCGAGGAGUGUCUUGGCGCCGGUCCUGCAUCUCGCUCCGACACCAUGGAAGGUGUCACUGUUCUCGAGUUAAGCGGUACUGAUCGCCCUGGCCUGCUCUCCGAGAUCUUUGCUGUUCUAGCUGACCUCCAAUGUGGAGUCUCCGACGCCACAGUCUGGACGCACAACGGCCGUAUCGCGUCUCUUAUCUUCAUCACAAACGAAGAGGAUUCUGGCUUCCCCGUCGCCGCCGACUCCCGGAGGCUCCAGCGCAUCGAAGCGAGGCUUCGGAACGUGCUCAAAGGGGAGAACGAUAUCCGCGGGGCGCGGACCGCGGUGUCGUCGUCGUUGGCUCUCGGGAUUCAUCCUGACCGGAGGUUGCAUCAGAUGAUGUUCGAGGACCGCGAUUACGAGCGGAUGCCGUCCGGUGACGAGUCGUGGUCACCACCGUCCGUCUCCGUGCAAAAUUGGGUCGAGAGGGGGUACUCUGAAGUGAACGUCCAGUGCCGGGACCGUCCCAAGCUCUUGUUUGACGUUGUUUGCACGUUGACGGACAUGGAGUAUGUUGUGUUUCACGGGAGGAUUGAUACUGAUGGAGAUCGAGCUCAUCAGGAAUUUCAUAUCAGGCAUAAAGAUGGAAGUCCUAUCAGUUCAGGGGCGGAGAAACAACGAGUGAUUCAGUGUUUGCAGGCUGCCAUUGAACGAAGAGCAUCCUCGGGAUUGAGGCUAGAGCUCUGUACAGUUGACUGCCAGGGUCUACUCGCCGAUGUAACUCGAACAUUCCGUGAAAACGGGCUCUCAGUGACAAGAGCAGAAGUAUCAACCAAAGCGGAAAUGGCCAACAACGUGUUCUAUGUAACAGAUGCCGCGGGGCGGCCAGUUGAUCACAAGGCAAUCGAUGCUGUCCGAGAGAGAAUUGGAAUGAGAAUCUUGACAGUGAGCGAGGAACCUCAACCAAGAUUAUGCCAGAAGAGAUCCGACAAUGAGGAAGCCAGUGGCAUUGGUCUCUUCUCCUGGGGUAGCAUAGUGAAGAGAAACCUAUUCAAUUUAGGACUCAUCAGGUCCUGCUCUUAAGAGAAUACCAUAUAUACCUUGCUUCAAUUUCAAGACUCUGCUUUGUGGUCUGUAGAUAAAGAACGUGUACCAACUAGCAAGUGAGAAGAAGAGGGAAUUAAAGAAAGGAUUGUGAUACUUGAUAUUUGUUAUAUAAGUACCAAUUUGGAAGAGGCCCCAGUUGGAUUUGAUUGGUUUAUGGCUAUUGGAUAUCUUGGGGGGGGGCCAAUUUAUACAAGAUAUAUAUAUAUAUAGAUAUAUAUUAGUGUUGUAAAAAGUACAAAUUAGGGCAGUGUUGUUAUAUAAUCUCGCAGGUGGCUGGCUCUUUGUCUCUGAUUGGGGUUUGUAUGCAUACGUACACUGGUGCACAGGUCUUACUUUGUACAUAAAAAGCCAGUUUGUGUAUAAAUUUCAAAGUUCACAACUUGUGUUAGUUUGUCUUUGUUUGUACAUAUCCAACUUGAAUAUAUAGUACUGAUGCUUUUGUAGUCUUUGGAGUUGAUGGGUGGGAAAAAGGGUUUCUCUCUGUACGGUGCCAACUUGAAUUCAAUUUGGUUGUCAUCUCUCUCUCUCUCUCUCUC